Molecule: messenger RNA, 1919 nt
Organism: Helicoverpa zea (corn earworm)
Lineage: Eukaryota; Metazoa; Arthropoda; Insecta; Lepidoptera; Noctuidae
Product: cytochrome P450 6l1-like
Exons: 8
Coding region: 90-1598 (502 amino acids)
Molecular function (GO): oxidoreductase activity, acting on paired donors, with incorporation or reduction of molecular oxygen; heme binding; iron ion binding
Source: RefSeq, a predicted model, not a curated record
GUUUAGUUUGUUCAGUCAUUAUUUACGCAAAUCGGUGGACACACCUGAUGGUAUUCUAAUUCGCACGCGCAAGGAGAUCGUACGUCGCCAUGAUCGCUUCUAUCAUUCAGUUGUUACUCGUGUUUAUUCUGUGUUGUUUGAUUGUGUUUUAUUUCUUCUCACGAAGUAAUUAUGGCUACUGGAAAGACAGAGGCGUUCCUUACGAUGAGCCCAAACUAUUCUUUGGAAGCCUUUCGUUUCUCAUGAGAACUAGUGCUUGGGAUGUUUUCUACUGCUUAAGCAAGAAGUAUAAAUGUGAUUAUUUCGGAAUAUUUCUGUCAUGGAAACCAGCCCUUGUGAUACAUUCGAAGGAACUUGCGAAGAAAGUUAUUGUGAAAGAAAGUGAUAGUUAUCAAGAUAGAUACAUCGCUUCAGGCGUCGAUGACGACCCUUUGGGAGCGCUGAAUUUAUUUACUAUUAAGAGUCCGAUGUGGAUGCAAAUGAGGCAUGAAAUAACACCAACAUUUACAAGCAUGCGAUUGAAGAACAUCACUGAAAUAAUGAACAUCAACUCCAAAGAAGUAGUGAACAGGAUCCAGAAGGACCAUGUUGAUAGCAACAAGCCUGUUGAUCUUAAGAAACUCUUCUCCAUGUACACAUCUGACACGUUGGCAUACAACGUGUUUGGCAUUCAAGUGAGCUCCCUGAAGGAUCUGACCUCGCCUAUCUUCUUCAUCACUCGCUAUAUGAUGAGGUGGACAUUUUGGAGAGGGCUGGAGUUCACCAUGAUCUUCUUCCUUCCUGCUGUUGCUAAACUUCUCAGAUUAAAACUCUUUUCUCAAACUGCAACGGAAUAUACAAAAAAGUUAUACCGUGAAGUAGUUGCAGAACGGGAGAAAACUGGUCACACUGGCGACAAGGAUCUCGUUAGUCAUUUGUUGAAGUUAAACGCCAACUCAAAACUACCCGCCGAAUCUGGCUCACAAUUAUCGGAAAACUUAAUGAUGGCUCAGGCCGCUUUUUCCAUAUUGGGUUCAAUGGAAACGUCAUCCACAACCAUGUCGUAUGUACUGCACGAGCUGGCACAUCACCCUGAUGAACAGGAAAAACUUUACGAGGAAAUGAGCGAAGCAUUGAAGGAAAGUGGCAAAGACGUUCUGGACUACGACGAUUUGUUGAAAGUCAAAUACUUAACCGCGUGCAUUCAAGAAACGUUGAGAAUGCAUCCUCCAGUGCCACACUUGGACAGGAUGUGCAAUAAAAAGAACCAGUUGACGGAUGAGCUGACAGUAGAAGCUGGUACACCGGUGUUCGUGAACGUAGUGGCCAUCCAUUAUAACGAGGAAUAUUUCCCGGAGCCCGAGCAGUGGCGUCCUGACAGGUUCAACAACUCCACCGACACUGAUAACCAUGAUUUCACCUUCAUACCGUUCGGUGAUGGGCCGAGAUUCUGCAUAGGUAAACGCUACGGCAUGAUGCAAAUACGAGCAGUCAUCGCUCAAAUUAUCAAGAAGUACAGAAUAGAGCCCGAUGGACCUCAGACUUGGCAGACGGACCCCUACAGCGUGUUCCUAAGGCCUAAGCAUGGCGGGAAGGUCAAGUUCAUUCCCCGAUCAUGAUAUAGAAGAUAUUAUUAUUCUAGUGUCAUACUGUAAAUAUAGGUAUUAUUAAUUUUAAUUUGAUGUUUGUUGAUAAAAUUUUCAUCUAAUAAAAAAGUAACUGAAAAAAAUACCCGUGCCAAAAGUCAAAAAUAAAAUGGGUGUUGUUUUUUACGUCGUGGUCUCGCCAAGUUGAAAGCAAAUUGUACCUUGAUCGUUGAAAACUAAAGCCGCAUCUGCUGGAAAAUCGGCCAAGAAUUAAAAACGGCUGCCAAAUCGGUUCAGCCGUUUCCACACACAGAUACAAAUAAUAGUCAAAAGUAAAGUUAUAUAACAAUUAAA